GCGAGGAAAGGCCAGGUGGAGGUAUAAAGGGGAAAGGUGGCCAAGUGGAGAUGUUCUGGAGCAGGGAGUAAAACCCCUGGGCCCGGUUCAUCUCUCGCCACCUGCUGCUCGCCUGCACUUGGGCCUCUGACACAGGUCUCCCUUCUAUGGCCAGAGUACCAUGGGCAGCGUCCGUGCUGUUGGUGCUGCUGGUCCUCCACCCACCGAUGGUCUCUCCGCUCCCCGCCAGGCACCUGUGUGGCUCCCACCUGGUGGACACACUGUACUUCGUAUGCGGAGACAAGGGCUUCUACUACAGACCAAACCGGUCCCACAAGAGGGAUUUGGACCAGGUCCUUGGGCUCCUGUCUAGAAGAGCCAGACAAGAGCGGCGGCUGCUGAGGGACUUCGGGCCACGUGAGGAGGCCAAGGUGAAGCGGGGCAUUGUGGAGCUGUGCUGCCAUAAGCCCUGCAGCCUUCAACACCUGGAGGGCUACUGCGACUGAUGCCGCCACAGCGUCCAACGACACGACGGUCUUGAAGACAAUUUCACUUCCAAAUGUUGCUGAAAUAAAGGUUCAUGGCCCAUAA
Synchiropus splendidus (mandarinfish) is the source of this 570-nucleotide messenger RNA. It is a transcript of the gene insb, whose product is annotated as preproinsulin b. Gene Ontology annotation, molecular function: hormone activity. Gene Ontology annotation, cellular component: extracellular region. The record is from RefSeq and is a predicted model, not a curated record. The transcript is spliced from 3 exons. Lineage: Eukaryota; Metazoa; Chordata; Actinopteri; Syngnathiformes; Callionymidae. Bases 147 to 485 code for a protein of 112 amino acids.